This is a messenger RNA of Plasmodium gonderi, 1122 nucleotides long. RefSeq lists its product as hypothetical. The record is from RefSeq and is a predicted model, not a curated record. The transcript is spliced from 8 exons. NCBI's taxonomy places the organism in Eukaryota, Apicomplexa, Aconoidasida, Haemosporida, Plasmodiidae. Bases 1 to 1122 code for a protein of 373 amino acids.
AUGUUUAUUGUAAAAAGUAGCAUACACAGUGAUAACACGUUGGACACGAACGCAAAAAAAGAGCAUAGCAAAAUAAACAAAUUCUUAACCGUAUUGAUUGUUAUACUUAACAUAUUUAGUCUUAUAUUUACGUUAAUACUAGCCACGAAAUUUUAUCUCUGUUCGUAUAACGUAACGGCGUUCCUAUUCCUCUUAACACAAACGUGUCUGUGGUCAUAUUUAGCGAUCCUGAACAUAUACGAUAAAAAAUAUAUUUUUUCUUUGUCCACAUUUUUCGGAUUUCAUUUAUAUACACAAUGCUACCAAAAUUAUGAAAAGUUAUUCUUAUCAGAUGAAAUUCAAGAAUACCACUUUAUGUCAAUUGCCCUUUCGCAUUUACCAUUUCUUUAUAUUUGUUACGACAUUGUCAUAUUUCAGUAUGAUAGUGUUUUUAUAAAAAGCACAUUAGAGUACACUUAUAAUGACAAUUCCCUAAUAAUACUGAAUUUUUUAAGGGGCAUAUUUUGCUCCCUAUCAAUUGCAAUCAUUUUUAUAAUCUCUAUGAUUUUAAACAUACAGAAUACAUUUAGAACGUAUCCAUUGUCCAAGCUUUCGAACAACAAGACUAAAAAAUACUUAUUAUCCGUAUUCUUGUUUUACCUGAUCGAUUCGCAAAUAAGAAUAGUCACAUUUCUUUUUAUCAUUGAAACGUACGAAGUUAAUCCUUUUAAAAUAUUUGUCUUUAUAUUUUCCCAGAUUAUGACAAUAUGUGUAAGCAUUGCUUUCGAUACACACAUUUUUAAAAACAUAAUUAUAGGCAUAUCAUCAAUUUUAGUUUCCCCCUUAUCUAUUAUAUUACACUCCACUAACCGAAAUUAUAGCAAUGAAAGGGUUGUAAGGCUUAGCAAGUUGUUAAUAAAUUUUCGUUUCUUUGAAUUUUUUUUAAUACUUUUUUAUGGGUCCCUAUAUUAUGAUGAUGAAGAAAUAGGAAACGCCUUUAUAUUAUAUAUACAGCUCAUUAACUUAAUAUUGCUGUUUUUUCUUAUAAUUAUUUAUAAAAAAGUACUGUCUUAUAAGAGAAAAUUUGACGAAAACAUGGACGAACUGAAUGUAGAUUUGUAUAACAAUAUAAAUGAUAGUUAG